AUGCUGUCAUCCCUUGAACCCCUGGAGGAGAGAUUCAGACAGGUAGAAGAAGAAAGUGAGAGGAGGGCCAUGCAAGAACAAGAAAUGUCGGCAAAUGAGCUAGUUGGCCCUGAUUUAGUCGGUUCAAGCAGGCGGGGACACCAACGGAAGAGGAGCUCUGUGUCGGUUUCACGAUUCGGCCAGCCUUCAAACAACAAUAGCGCAAGUAGUUCCACUUCACCCACACCUUCACUACUUGCUACUGUUGCCCACAAGUCGACAUUCUAUCAUUCAUUAGCAAACCCCAGAAGCAUGGACUCCUUCAUUUCCGAAGGCUCAGAAGAGGAAUCUCACCAUUUAGAAGACGACCAGCAGGUGACACAAGUCGAACAAAUACAUGGCCGUCAGCCUUUCCAAAAGACAGUUGAAGCCAUACUACCCCGACGUAUGUCUCGGUCGCGCUCAUCAAACGUACUCUCGCCGAGCACGCACCUGGUCAUUGACGUCUCUGUCGAAAAGGCAACAGUGGAUGCUGGAUACGCGCGCUCUGAGGAGAUUCACACCACCACCAUCCACGCAACCAAAGCAGGAGAGCCACGCCCUAGAACGUCUCGGAGUAUUAACUGCACUUGGCGCCAAGCCACUGUCAAAUGGGCUAGUAGAACGGGCGAAAUGUUUCGCUCAUUUUCUUUCGCGUACACGUACAUCCAUGCAGGAUAUGAUUUCAUGAAUGGAUUGAGCCAAUCAUCAUUCAGUCGCCUUUGCUCCGCUGACAAUUAUAUUGGUUCUUCACCGCCAAAUGAGCUGCGUUCGUACUUCAAGUCCAUCAAAUAUGCACGUAUCAUCCCACAGACGUAUUGUGGACAAAUGCACCCCACGGGACAAUCUUCCGCAGAUACACAAGGCUGGAAGCAUCUGCCAACUCCCAUCCGACCAACCUUCCGCCCGCGUGAUUACGCAUCACCGCCCACUGCGGAUGAUGUCUCCUCCGAGACCCACACGAACACUUUCAAAGUCCUACACCGCUCGUUACAUAACCUUGAUUUUGAUCCAUCUUGCCUUGAUCGCCUCGAUGAACAGCUUCUCCUUUCGCCUACUGAGUCAUUUGUCGACGUAUGUUACUCUGAAGCUGUUCACGACAACGAUAUUCCUGUUCCUAAGCUCCAACCCAUCCAACCUCGUGUACGUAAAGGCACGAGGCUAUAUGACCGUACAGCUGCCACUGAUGAAGACCCUUUCCACGAUUGGGAUGAAAAUUACUCCGUCAAAUUCAAGAAGGGUCGCAAAAAACCAUUGCCCUCACCUCCGCUCCCACAACUGCCCGAAGCAUCACCUCCCAGAACGAGUCACCAGGACUCGAUGCUCGCUCUUCUGGAGUCACAUAUCCUAUAUCACAAUCCCAACGAAUCUGUUCACUUUUUCCCAGUUUCUACGCAACGCUACAGUGGGGAAUCGCGAAAAUCCUCUCUCGAAGCUCCCUCCGUCACCUCCGUGGGGUCGAAUGGCAGAUUCAGACGCAUUUCUGAUGCACUGACCGGCCGUUCUCGGAGACCCACUGCUUAA
Suillus subalutaceus is the source of this 1542-nucleotide messenger RNA. RefSeq lists its product as uncharacterized. The transcript has 8 exons. NCBI's taxonomy places the organism in Eukaryota, Fungi, Basidiomycota, Agaricomycetes, Boletales, Suillaceae. The record is from RefSeq and is a predicted model, not a curated record. Bases 1 to 1542 code for a protein of 513 amino acids.